UAUCGGUGAAGGUGAAGUCUCGCUUUAGCUCAGAUCUUUGGAGCAGGCGAGCUUCGAUUCAAAUUCUGUUCAAAGAGCAAUUUUAGGAUUUGCAAUCUCAGUGAGGGCUUUAUCUUCCAUAUGAAAUGGUCAGGCCAUCGGCGAAGCUUGGUUCGGCCAAGUUGGUUGUGAUAUGCAUCUGCCUUUUAGGAUUCGCUCUUGUCGCUGACUUUCUCUGGGCUUCUUCCUCUACAUUGGCGUCUAAUUGGACCUCUCAAGAUUCUUCCUCCCCCAAAAUAGUUGUGUCCCACGACGCCAUUAAUAAACAAAAACAGAACGAGUUGGGAAAACAUGUUAAAGUUGAGAAGGAUGCUGCCUCUGGAAGAGUUCUAGCAGCAGCUUAUGCUGAUUUGCCUGCUCCAGAAUUAAAAUGGGAAAAAAGGGCAACUGCACCUGUGCCACGUCUUGAUGGAGCAGCAAUACAAAUUAAAAAUCUUCUUUAUGUUUUUGCUGGGUAUGGCACGAUUGACUAUGUACAUUCACAUGUUGAUAUAUAUAAUUUUACUGAUAAUACUUGGGGAGGAAGAUUUGACAUGCCUAAAGAGAUGGCACAUUCACAUUUAGGAAUGGUAACUGAUGGAAGAUACAUUUAUAUAGUAACUGGUCAGUAUGGCCCACAGUGCCGGGGGCCUACCGCUCAUACAUUUGUGCUUGACACUGAAACAAAGCAAUGGCAGGAUCUGCCCCCUCUACCAGUCCCUAGAUAUGCACCAGCAACUCAACUUUGGAGGGGCAGACUACAUGUCAUGGGUGGCAGCAAGGAGAAUCGACAUACACCUGGAUUAGAGCACUGGAGUCUUGCUGUAAAGGAUGGCAAACCACUGGAGAAGGAGUGGAGAACUGAGAUACCCAUUCCCCGCGGUGGACCUCACAGGGCUUGUGUCGUGGUUGAUGAUCGUCUUUAUGUUAUUGGUGGUCAAGAAGGUGAUUUUAUGGCCAAACCUGGCUCACCUAUUUUCAAGUGUUCACGCAGGCCGGAGGUGGUUUACACUGAUGUUUACAUGCUGGAUGAUGAGAUGAAGUGGAAAGUGCUGCCUCCCAUGCCAAAACCAAACUCACAUAUUGAAUUUGCUUGGGUGGUUGUAAACAAUUCUAUAGUUAUUGUUGGAGGCACGACAGAGAAGCAUCCUAUAACCAAAAAGAUGGUUUUAAAUGGAGAAGUAAUGCAGUUUAAUUUGAAUACUCUGAAGUGGUCAGUGAUUGGGAAAUUACCUUACCGUGUGAAAACCACUUUAGUUGGAUUUUGGAAUGGAUGGUUAUACUUCACUUCAGGACAGCGAGACAAGGGCCCUGAUGAUCCCUCUCCUAAAAAGGUCAUUGGAGAAAUGUGGAGAACAAAAUUGAAAUUCAGCUCUUGAUCAUAUCUGAUUGAUCAUGGAAUAUUUUUUCACUUUGACACGCCAUCAUCAUCAUUCCUUGUCGUUUUAUGUUUCUAGCUCUUUAGCAUUAUGCUCUCUCCUAACAAAAGGAAGUGAAGCACUUAUUCUUUAGCCUUAUAAUGUUUAUUUAUUCUUGUAUUCUCCGUUCAUUACAAUUCAUUACUAGUAUAUCCACCGAAUCGUUUUGAAAA
This is a messenger RNA of Prosopis cineraria, 1609 nucleotides long. RefSeq names its product kelch repeat-containing protein At3g27220-like. Gene Ontology annotation, molecular function: protein binding. The record is from RefSeq and is a predicted model, not a curated record. Lineage: Eukaryota; Viridiplantae; Streptophyta; Magnoliopsida; Fabales; Fabaceae. The transcript has 7 exons. Bases 126 to 1397 code for a protein of 423 amino acids.